GUUUUUUAUAAAACUGUAAUUUUUAUGAGGUUUAUCUUAAUUUAGAAUAAGCUGAGAAGGUGUAGAAAUGUCACGUUCAAAAUCUGAAAAGAUCGGAAAUGGUGGUAAAUGUGAUUUAAGUAUAUGGACACGUGCGAUAACAGCGAAUUCCGAAUGGCCGGAUAAAGAAGAAUUUCUCGAUGUUAUAUAUUGGGCUAGACAAGCGAUUGGCAUUAUAGUUGGUAUAGGAUGGGGUCUUAUACCUUUAAAAGGUUUCAUAGCUCUGUUACUAUUUGUAUUAGUUAAUGCAGGUGUUACAUACCUAUAUUUUAGCAAUUUUCAACAAAUUGAUGAAGAAGAAUUUGGAGGUAUAUGGGAAUUAACUAAAGAAGGAUUUAUGACAUCAUUUGCUGGUUUUUUGGUCACUUGGAUUAUUAUAUAUUCAGGACUACAUUUUGAUUGA
This is a messenger RNA of Eufriesea mexicana, 442 nucleotides long. RefSeq lists its product as uncharacterized. Gene Ontology annotation, biological process: mitochondrial respirasome assembly. The coding region runs from base 68 to 442 and encodes 124 amino acids. NCBI's taxonomy places the organism in Eukaryota, Metazoa, Arthropoda, Insecta, Hymenoptera, Apidae. The transcript is spliced from 5 exons. The record is from RefSeq and is a predicted model, not a curated record.